AGCCCACCACCUUUCUUCUCUCUCCGUAAAUAUCCAAAAGGGCGAGAAGGAAGAAAAGGGUAUUUGGAUUCAUCUCUUCAAUCUCUCUCUCUCUCUCAAGACUCAAAGAGAAAGAUCGAUUCUUUACUGCCUUUUCUCCUCCUUUCUUUCAGAUUCUCUUUCUUUCUCAAGUUUUCUCAGUUGGGUUUCUGCCUUUUUGCCUUUCUUGAUUGAUUUUGUUUGUGGGUUUUCAGUCUCUGGGGUUUUAUAGAGGUUUUAGGCCUUGAACUUUCACAAGGAGCUUCAUUUCUUCAAAUUCGAAUAUCUGUUUAUCUUCUAUUCCUAAAAUUCUCGUCUGGGUCUUUGAAUUUUCUCCCCUUUUUUCUGAUUUCUGGAAAAUCUGAUGGGUGGUUGUAGAUUUUCUGUUUGAGCGGCCAGAUCUUUCUUUUUCUUUUUUAUUUUUAUCAUUUUGAUGAUUUUCAAAGGUGGGUCUUUUAUAGAUUCCUCAGCUGAUGCUCAUACAAAAGGGGUAUUCGGAUUCUCUGCAAAUGCUCCUUGAUUUUAUUCUCGUUUCUCCCUUGUAAAAACCACCCAAAUCUCUGCAUUUCUUAUCUGGGCUUUCCCUGUUUUUACCUUCCUUUCCCAAUCCGAAAUCGCCAGCUAGUCCGAUCGGAAUUUAAAUUACCAAACUCCUAUGAAUCUAGAUAUGUUCCUGAAUUCCUACGGGCGGGGAAUGGCUUCUGAUUUUGAAAUCAUGAAGUUGGGUAUGGAAUUUCUGUCGCCGACUUCUUACCUUCCUUACUCGAAUUGGCUCAUUGAUGAGAGCAACAGCAGCUGCGCGAAUUGGACCUCCGAAGAAAACAAGCUGUUCGAAGAAGCUCUUGCAAUCUUUGACAAGGAGACGCAUGAUCGGUGGCAGAAGAUCGCCGCCAGGAUCCCGGGCAAGACCGUGCACGAAGUCAAGAAGCAUUACAAGGAUUUGGAAGACGAUGUUAGCGUUAUCGAAGCUGGAUUGAUCCCGAUCCCAGGUUAUACAUCCUCCUUUACGUUGGAAUUGGUGAAUAACCGAGGAUUCGACGGAUUGAAACCGCAGUAUGCUGCAGGUGCGAAGAGGUCGGCAGGCCGGCCUGACCAGGAAAGGAAGAAGGGAGUUCCAUGGACAGAAGAAGAGCACAGGCAGUUUUUGCGGGGUCUUCAGAAGUACGGGAAAGGGGAUUGGAGAAACAUCUCUCGGAAUUUCGUGAUCACGAAGACCCCAACUCAGGUGGCCAGCCAUGCUCAGAAGUUCUUCAUCCGGCAGUGUUCGGGAGGCAAAGAUAAGAGGAGAUCAAGCAUCCACGACAUCACGACCGCCAGUCUCACUGACAAUAGACCUCCUUCGCCAUCUCAAUCUCCUGCUCUUUCUGUACCACAUGGCUCGACUGGCGCGACUAAGACACCAGAUCAGUUCUCAGUAUUAUUCGAUUCAAAUCCACCCAACAAAGGGGCAACUGUUUUCAGCCCAACAGCAUCUCAAGCAUGCGGGAAUUUUUUCUUGCCGCAUCAUUAUGGGAUAACUCCGCAUGAAAUGAAAUUGCAGACACAAAGCUUCCACAGAAGCCUCCUUCAAGACCCUCAAUCUGGGCCCCAGAACAUGGUGUUUCAGCUGCAAUCUUCACACCACCACCCUCAUGGAUAAUGGGACAGUGGUUUGAAUUCUUAGAUGGAUCAGAAAUGUCGAAUAGAGUCCGUUCUUUUAGGUUGAUUGAUGCUCUAUCCUUGCUUUUGUCCUAGUCUUUUUAUGUGAAUAUGUCGACGGGGACUUGAGUAGUUCGUACUUCAUAGUUUCCAGACUUCUGAGAGGGGAAUGAAAUUUGAUCUUGCUUGAAUUCCAAACUCUUCUACUCGGAGAUCAAGAAGGGGAGAUUUUAGAAUGAAGGCUUCAUGAUAUUGAAGUUUUCCCAUGAAUUCGAGUUCUCUUUUUGAUCAAACAUGUCAGUAUUGAAGAGGAUUAUGCGGGUGUUGAAAAGAGCAUUUUGCUUUGUAGGCAGAUUUCAAGAUGGGUCUCGCAUCUUAUGUGUAUCUCCAUUUUGUGCUAUAAAUCUCAACUUUCGGCGAAAACAUGGGUUUCCACAAUCUCUCAUUCAACAAAAGAAGUUGGGGUUACAAAGUCAUGGAGAAUGCCCAGACUGAAGAUGGUACUGUUCUUGAGGUAUGCGUCAGAGGCCAGCUCAUCUGUAAUUUCCUUUGGUAGACCGUUGAGAGAGAGAGUAGCAGCUGUGGAUGGGCUUGUUACUAAGUUGUUUAUAUUAGUUAUUUGAACAUCAUCAUACUAUAUUUGAAUUCCAAACAGGCUUGAAUCUUUGGAGCUCUGUCUCA
Molecule: messenger RNA, 2337 nt
Organism: Magnolia sinica
Lineage: Eukaryota; Viridiplantae; Streptophyta; Magnoliopsida; Magnoliales; Magnoliaceae
Product: transcription factor DIVARICATA-like
Exons: 2
Coding region: 674-1657 (327 amino acids)
Molecular function (GO): DNA binding
Source: RefSeq, a predicted model, not a curated record